AGGUGUUGCUGGGAGAGACCCAAGCAGGAGAAGAAACACUGAAAUGGGCUGAGUAAGGUGAUGCCAAAUACUCACUCCAGCUGCCCUGGAGAGCCAGGAGAGGUGCUGGGGAGCUGCUGUGAUCUCAUUACCCUGGCAGUGGUGCAACUGCAGAAAUAACAGCGAGGUGUUACACAGGAAACAGAACAUGUUUCUCCUCAUGCAGCACAAGCGUGACCCAGACUUCAUGUAAAAAAGCUGCAAAUGGGGAUUUGUUCCCAAUUUCUGUUCUGUUUGCUGUUUCCCCAAAUGGGCUGGUUAAAAUGCUGUUUCAAAACCACCUGCAAAGAUGAGGUGCAGGAGGAGUAAAACCAGCGUGGGGCUUCUUAGUCCUUCCCUUUGCCAACCUUUUGGGUGGUGUUUGCAGAUGGUGGCAAUUCCAGGAGGGGUGUUCACCAUGGGCACCCACGAGCCCCAAAUCCAGCAGGAUGGGGAGGGCCCAGCCCGGAGAGUCCACAUUGACAGCUUCUACAUGGACCAGUACGAGGUCAGCAACCAGGACUUUGAGAGAUUUGUGAAUUCCACAGGCUACAUCACCGAGGCAGAGAAGUUUGGUGACUCCUUUGUGUUUGAGGGGAUGCUGAGUGAAGCAGUGAAGGCUGACAUCCACCAAGCCGUGGCAGCUGCUCCCUGGUGGUUGCCUGUGAAAGGAGCCAGCUGGAGGCACCCUGAGGGUCCUGGCUCCAGCAUCUCCAGCAGGAUGGACCAUCCAGUCCUUCAUGUGUCCUGGAAUGAUGCCCUGGCCUUCUGCACGUGGGCAGGGAAGCGAUUGCCAACCGAGGCUGAGUGGGAGUACAGCUGUCGAGGGGGCCUUGAGAACAGGCUUUUCCCAUGGGGCAACAAAUUGCAGCCCAAAGGGCAGCACUAUGCCAAUAUCUGGCAGGGAGAAUUCCCCACCAAUAACACAGCAGAGGAUGGGUACAAGGGGACUGCACCUGUUUCUGCCUUUCCCCCCAAUGGUUUUGGUCUCUACAACAUGGUGGGCAAUGCCUGGGAGUGGACAUCAGACUGGUGGGCUGUGCACCACUCCCCCCAGGACCUUCACAACCCUACAGGGCCAGCCUCGGGCACGGACAGAGUGAAGAAGGGUGGAUCCUACAUGUGCCAUAAGUCCUACUGCUACAGGUACCGCUGUGCAGCUCGGAGCCAGAACACCCCCGACAGCUCCGCGUCCAACCUGGGCUUCCGCUGCGCUGCCACCACUGCCCCAGGGCCACACUGACAGGGACAUGGAUGUUUCUCGGGCACAGCAAGGGCUGGAUCCCACCCCAGGGAGAACAAAUGUGAGCAGUGUCCCUUGCUGGUGACACACAAUGGAAAAACCUUGCUUGAAGUUCCUGCUGAGAGAAGAAAAAGCAGCACGAUUCAACAGCGCUUGGAGAACCUUUGUGUUCAUGAGCAACUUGGCCUGGAUUUAAAUCCUGACCAGAGUGGUUUGGAUUCAGCAGGAAAAAAACUGAGCAGAAACAUGCCAAUCAUGUUUUUAAAGAUUACUUAAUCCCAGAAUUACUUAGGCUGGAAAAGACCUCCAGAAUUAUUGAGUCCAAUCCUUGACUGAUCACCACCGUGACAACUACAACAGCUCCUCUUUAGCCAAGAUCUUUAUUAAUUAAUUUUAUUUAUGUAGAGCUUCUACACUCAAAUGCAAUAAGCAAAGACUUUAUAAACUUCUAGACAGCUUUAAAAGAAAUUCUAGGCAGUUAGGAAAUUCUAGGCAGCUUUGAGAGAGAAUGAAGGAGUCAAGAAUGAGGGCUGGGAGAUGACAGCUCUCCCCUCAGGCAGCUUUGUUACAUUCCACAGAUCAUGUCCAGAAAUGGGCUUCCUCUGGGGCUGCUCGUUAGGAAGUGCCUUCUGCAGCCAAGGGUGAUGAUCCUCAGGGUGAUGAUGAUUAGAAAUCUUGUGUAUAUUUGAAUAAAAUAUCAAGCAUUUGUUUAUGCCAAAGACUUUUAUUGAUGGAAAAACACAAUUUCCUUCGAAUUUCUUGGAUGCGGUGUAGGCUUAUUUUAGGGACUUGGAAAAUGCAAUCCUGGCCUCAUUAGGAACUGAAGCUAAUGAAUGAUUCCACUUGAAUAUAAGUCAUGGAAGUGAUGGUAGAUGGAACUGAGAGUCCUAAGACCUAAUAGGGUAAAUUUUUAAACUGUUUUGUUGAAAAUAAAAUUCCUCACUGAAAAGGAGAGGAAUUUUAGCAAGCGAGGAGGGAAAUGGGAGUAAUUGAAAGCAACCUCAUUUUGGGAUCUGAAUGUAACAGUGGAUUAGCAAGAGCCUUGGCACUGAUGCUGAUCCUUGCCAGUGUUGUCUUUGCUGUAAAAAAUUUGGUUUGAGUUUAAUUCAAAUCCAUCACCUGCCAGCUCCUUCUGCACUGGUUUCAUGUUGAAAAGAUGACACAGGAGAAUGCUUGGAGAGUCUUUCACCAAACACCAGCCUCCAGUGGGGUCCAGGUAAGCCCAGCUAGCAGAGAAAUCCAUUCCAGGACACAGCAUGAUGUGGCACAAUAUUGAGAUAUUGAUAAUUAAUACUGCUCUCAGGGAAGGGAGGAGGAGGGAGGAUGCUCAGAGCCUUUUGAGCUCUUUCACUGGAUUCAGUGUGGAAGAUCACACUGAGCUGUGAGGGCAGACUGGGGCUCUGAAGCUGAAAGGAGCCUGAAGGGGAAGGUGAACAGAAAUUCAGCAGAUAAAACAAAGGGAUACAACGAUUUCUUUUCUGGUUUCUUGAAGGGGAUUUUUGUUUUUAGCAGGAUUUUGGUCUACUCCCCCAGGCAGCUGCAAUGCCAAGGCAUGGUGGAGUAUAGUGCAGGAGCUGUAUGGAAAAAAGCCAUUAACAACUGUCAGGAUGGUUUAGAACUCUAUUAACAGUGAUUUUGGUUUUUU
Sturnus vulgaris (Common starling) is the source of this 2906-nucleotide messenger RNA. The record is from RefSeq and is a predicted model, not a curated record. NCBI's taxonomy places the organism in Eukaryota, Metazoa, Chordata, Aves, Passeriformes, Sturnidae.